GGGACCAGCCGCAGCAUGACGGGCAAAGCGGGGGACGCGCUCGCCCACAGCCUGCCGAGCAAGCCCAAAGCCCCCGACGGCGCCCCUCUUCCGCCGGCCUCAGGCCCCCCAGGGGCAGGGGGCGCGGCGGGGGCGGCCGCAACCCCGGGGGCCAAGCCCACCUCUGGCCCCACGGCGCCUCGCUGCACGGGCUUCGGCAUCCAGGAGAUCCUGGGCUUAAACAAGGAGCCGCCUUCGCACCCUCGCGCAGCCCUGGACUCCUUACCCGCCGGGCAUCUGCUGGCGGCCCGCUCCGUCCUCAGCCCCGCCGGGGUGGGCAGCGUGGGCAUGGGCUUGCUGAGCGCCGGCAGCCUCCCGGGCUUCUACGCGCAGCCCACUUUCCUGGAGGUGCUGGCCGACCCGCCCAGCGUCCACCUGCAGCCGCUGGGCCGAGCCCCCCCGCAGCUGGACACCAGCCAGACGGCCAGCUCAGAUUCCGAGGAUGUUUCCUCCAGCGACAGAAAAAUGUCCAAAUCCUCCUUAAACCAGAGCAAAAAGCGGAAGAAGAGACGGCACAGGACAAUCUUCACAUCCUAUCAAUUGGAAGAGCUGGAAAAAGCCUUCAAUGAGGCCCAUUAUCCUGAUGUCUAUGCGAGGGAGAUGCUGGCUAUGAAAACAGAACUUCCUGAAGACAGAAUACAGGUUUGGUUUCAGAAUCGAAGGGCCAAAUGGCGGAAGAGGGAGAAGUGCUGGGGCCGGAGCAGUGUGAUGGCAGAAUAUGGGCUCUAUGGUGCAAUGGUACGUCACUCCAUCCCUCUGCCGGAAUCCAUCCUCAAAUCGGCCAAGGAUGGCAUAAUGGAAUCCUGCGCUCCUUGGCUGUUGGUUCAAGAUGGCUUUCCCAUGCCCAGGCGCUUUUCUAAACCCGAAUACCAACAAUUCUUUUUAGGGAUGCACAAAAAAUCUCUGGAGGCAGCGGCUGAGGCAGGAAGGAAGCCAGAGGUGGAGCGCCAGGCCCUGCCCAAGCUUGACAAGAGUGACAAGGAAGAAAGGGGCCCAGAUUCCAAAACCACCAUUUCCCAGGAGGAACUGAGAGAGAACAGCAUUGCUGCCCUCAGGGCCAAAGCUCAGGAGCACAGCACCAAAGUCCUGGGGACCAUCCCUGGAGAUCCGCCAACCCCAAUCAGGAAGCCGGAGAAAGAGGAAGAAGCAGCCACAGCAGAGGAUGAACAGCAAAUGGAAAAGUCAGAUUUAUCACAAGAGGAAGAGAAGCUGAUUUAGAGGGAAGGGGAUGAUGGGAAAUCAGCCAUCUCCUCAAAGACUGACUCCUCUUGGGGCUACAGCCUCCUCUGAGACCAACAGGGUUCCUCCUGCAGCCCCUACACACAUGGAGGGAGGCCCCAUUUGGUCUAUGUGUAUUUCAGGAAGCCACAGGCUCAGGCCAUGAUCUGUCAGGUGUGUCUAGAGACUGAUCCCCCUCAGGAGCACAUUGCCCCAGCUCGCCCGGCCCUCAGGAGCACUCUUGCUCUGCAAUCUCCCCCCAUUUCAAGGGGCCAUAUGCCAUCAGCAUCUUAGUGCAAGAGGAAAAUCCAGCUAGUUAGGGCUGUGACUUCCUCAACACCAGCCACUAAACCAAUGUUAGAUCUUUCUUCUCCUUAGCCUUUGUUGUCCCGUUCCACCUCACCCGUUCAAUGAGUAUUUGUCAUUUCACUAUACAGUAUCCCAUUGUCAGAGCGAGUCUCUUUCUCAGUCUGCUUGUUAGCUUUCCCAGAGAAUAACUACCCGUUGUUCAUUUUUAUAUGUUACUUUAUGUAACUAUAUACAUAUUUUAAACUGCCUAUUGCCUAGCAUUGAACAAAAAACAAAAUAGGAAGCCACUCUCUCCAAAAGUCAGGCUAAAUGUAAAACUGGCCAGGUGGCAACCCUACCUCAGACUGAGUCUUAGUGUAGUAUCAGAAUGUCUGUUGAUGAAAGAGGCCUAGGCACUCUUCCAGUGCAAUGAGAAAUAUCUUUAAAUAUGCCCCCACUGCUGUGGCUUGUUUAUAGCACCCAGAUUGCAGCAUCCCAAAAUCUUGAUCUAUGGUCCUCGAGUGGCGACAAUAUUUUUCCCUUUAGCCCAGAUAACGCCAGGGGGAAAUCCAUGGAAACAGUUACAUAUAACCUUGAGUUGAUUCUAAUGGUGGCUUAAAUUUUCCAUAUGUGUUUUUCCUUGGGGAGUCCCAGAUCAUUUUGAAAUGGGAAAGGAGCACUUAAUUACCAAAAAGAGAGGUGUCAGGGCUCAAGGCUGCUUGGAUGUCAUAUUCUCUGAACUAGCAGCUUUGCCACACAUCCUCCCCCACCCCAGAUCUUGCCGGUUUAAUUUGUGAAAAGAGAAAUGCAUUUUGCAUAUACUUUUCUGUUAACAUAUUCCAGUAGUGAUAACCAGACAACUGGAGUCUGGACAGAUGGUUCAUGGUUCAUUGUUCAUGGAAGUAAAGAUAUUGAGAAAAACAGUCUUGUUCUCAGAUAACCACAUUUCUAGGGAGGAGCUUUCCCCUUGUUUUUAAAAUGGUAUAAGUCUUAGGGUUGUACAUCACUGAAUUCCUCAGAACAUGAAUGUAUGAACUGAUUCUAUUAUAAUACAUUAUGUAUAAGGAGAUAUGGAGUUCUUUCAGUGGCAUUUGAGCUGUGAUGCUCAUUUUACACAUGCAGGUUAUGUGGUACUACAGUCAUUAAAUGAUGAGGAUGGAUGUGUGGAACAGCCCAUAUAAGGCAGACUACUUGCGUGCACUGCACAAAUCCUGGGCUUGUGCAGGUAAAAUAUUAGCUGAACAAUUUGUUCAAUGUGAGUAAUGUGAAAUAAAGCACUUGUGGACAGCUUGGUGUCUCAGAGUAAAAGGGAGCAUUCGCACAUUCAGUGACUUUCAUAGGCAACUAACUCAGACUCUGACAUGAAGUCACACACACUGUCAUAAGAAAUCCCCUCAGUUCCAUAGGAACAUUGCCCCUCUGUUCAUCUUCUGUGAAGGCCCCAGGACAGCCAGUUCCAUGUUCCCUUCCCUGUCCUUGUUUCCAACAAGAGCUGUCUUUACCUGAAGUUGCUGUUUUGUUUAUGAUUGAUCUUCCCUUCCCACAUAAUCCCUUUCAGUCUUUGUUCCCCAGUUCUUUGGCGUGUUAGAUUAUAGCCCAUGGUGUGUAAAUAAUGUACAGAUGGUGAGAAAAGUUGGUAUUUGAGGUGUUUAAGAUACAAAGUUGUAACAACUUCUAGUCAUUUGAAACCUGUGAUUUAUGUGCCAUUUUCUGUAAAGAUAUAAAUCAGAAUAAAACAGAACUAAAGAUGGGCAGAA
This is a messenger RNA of Hemicordylus capensis (graceful crag lizard), 3302 nucleotides long. It is a transcript of the gene VSX2, whose product is annotated as visual system homeobox 2. The transcript has 5 exons. Bases 16 to 1257 code for a protein of 413 amino acids. Gene Ontology annotation, biological process: regulation of transcription by RNA polymerase II. Gene Ontology annotation, cellular component: nucleus. Lineage: Eukaryota; Metazoa; Chordata; Lepidosauria; Squamata; Cordylidae. The record is from RefSeq and is a predicted model, not a curated record. Gene Ontology annotation, molecular function: DNA-binding transcription factor activity, RNA polymerase II-specific; sequence-specific double-stranded DNA binding.